AUGGACAAUGUUCUUAAAGGGCCAAGCCCUUCACCCAAAGCAGUAGCUGCCGAGAACAAUGGGACCCCGCGGCCAAGCCCUGAAGUGCCUGUCCGGUACCUGAAAUUCCUGCUGAAAGAUGAGGCAGAGUUCUGGGGCCAACCUCGUGCUCCUCUGAGACGUCCCUUCAGUUUGCGAACCGAUCUGGAUCUGGCCAUCGAGCAACCGCCGUCCCCGGGGAAGAGAAGAUCCUCCGCUGCCCUGGACAGUUCGAUGGCUCCCAAAGUCCCCUUAGAGCCAGUGGCGUCUGUUGCGAAAGAGAUCCUAGAGACAGCACAAGCCAAUAGCUCAGGCCAGAGGCAGAUGGGACACAAUGCCCUUAAUGUGCGCCAAGAAUUUUCUGGUGGCCCUUCCUCACUGAUGAAAGGGGGGAUGAAGUUCGGCAGUGGGGAUGCCGAGAGAGGUGACAGUAAUGCAAGGUUCCAUGCGUCUUUGCUAGAAGGUCAAGGGUUCUUUCCACUCAGAGCCCCCCAAAUAAUAGGCUCUCCCCCUAGCUCCAACCUUAGAUGGGGAAGAAUGAUGGAGCAGUCUUCAGAAAAUUGGAGAAUGGUCGGCAGAGAAGGGUCCGUGCCUGUUCCUUUUCCAUCGGGAGGACCAGGGCUCCCUGUGGAAAUGUGGCCAAGGGCUAUCACCUUUCCUCCUAGUAUUACAGGCUCAUCUUUAUCCCCUAGUGCUCAGACCCUCAGACUUCCUGGACUUGCAGGUUUCAACCCAUUUCCUGCUGUGUCUAUUCCUCCUGGGUUGGGGAUGUUCCGACCCCCGCCCUCCAAUGCCUUCCCCUGUUGCCAGUUUCCCAUUCUUCGGGGACCCCGCCUCCUGCAUCCUCAAAAAGAACAACAGAUGUAA
This is a messenger RNA of Molossus molossus (Pallas's mastiff bat), 885 nucleotides long. RefSeq names its product proline-rich protein 32-like. The coding region runs from base 1 to 885 and encodes 294 amino acids. The transcript has a single exon. Lineage: Eukaryota; Metazoa; Chordata; Mammalia; Chiroptera; Molossidae. The record is from RefSeq and is a predicted model, not a curated record.